Molecule: messenger RNA, 714 nt
Organism: Lathyrus sativus (Indian pea)
Lineage: Eukaryota; Viridiplantae; Streptophyta; Magnoliopsida; Fabales; Fabaceae
Source: the annotation of a GenBank genome assembly
AUGGUUUCAUUGGGAGGUGUAUAUAGUGUUGCUUAUGUGUUCUUGUUUGGUCUGACUUUGGUUUUGGCUGGUGAUAUAGUUCAUCAUGAUGAUGUUGCUCCAACAAGGCCUGGCUGUGAGAACAACUUUGUUCUGGUCAAAGUUCCAACUUGGAUCGAUGGUGUGGAAAACGAUGAGUAUGUUGGUGUCGGUGCAAGAUUUGGUCCUACAUUGGAAUCAAAAGAAGAACAUGCCACUCAUACCAGAGUUGUCAUGGCUGAUCCUCCCGAUUGUUGUAGCAAGCCUAAGAAUAAGCUCACCAGUGAGAUCAUAUUGGUGCACCGAGGAAAAUGUAGCUUCACAACCAAGGCAAAUAUAGCUGAUGAAGCCGGUGCUUCGGCCAUUCUCAUUAUAAACAAUCGUACAGAACUUUUCAAGAUGGUUUGUGAGGUAAAUGAAACUAAUGUUGAUAUUGGAAUUCCUACUGUUAUGCUUCCACAAGAUGCUGGAAUAAACUUGGAAAAACACAUACAGAAUAAAUCCAUAGUUUCCAUACAGUUAUACUCUCCACUGCGUCCGUUGGUUGAUGUUGCGGAAGUGUUUCUAUGGCUCAUGGCUGUCGGUACCAUUUUAUGUGCUUCUUAUUGGUCUGCUUGGACGGCAAGAGAAGCUGUUAUUGAGCAAGACAAGCUUCUAAAGGAUGAGAAGCUGUUAUUGAGCAAGACAAGCUUUUAA